Molecule: messenger RNA, 2874 nt
Organism: Sungouiella intermedia
Lineage: Eukaryota; Fungi; Ascomycota; Pichiomycetes; Serinales; Metschnikowiaceae
Source: the annotation of a GenBank genome assembly
AUGUCUUCCGAGUACGAAUACGUCCAGCAGCAACAUAACAGCGCUCCUGUGGAUACCAAUUCGCUACAACUACCAGAUAUGGCACCGGAAGGGGAAAUCCAACUGCUCUCCGACCCGCUAGAUCUGGAGAUCGCAAGACUAUUGGACGAUGACAAUGUUUCACCGUCUGAAACCGCCUGUUCAUAUUGUGGACUCGACUCACAUGCUUCAGUGGUUAAGUGUGGCACAUGUAACAGAUGGUUUUGUAACGGCUCGUCGCUGCGUUCUGGCUCGCACAUCAUCAAUCACUUGGUUCUUCUGAAACAUAACGUUGUUUCUCUCCAUGAAGACCUGCCACUAGGCGCCGAUACUUUGGAGUGCUACAAUUGUGGAACGAAAAAUGUAUUUAUGUUAGGUUUUGUGGCCGCUAAACACGACUCGGUGGUUGUGAUUUUGUGUCGAAUGCCAUGUGCUCAACUGCGAGACAUCAAUUGGGAAACCAACGAGUGGCAGUCGCUCAUUGACCAGCGCAAGCUUUUGCCAUGGAUUGCUCCCGUACCCAGCGAUGAGGAUAUGGCACAUACCCGCAGCAUUACCCAGGAACAGCUUCUGAAACUCGAGGCACAAUGGAGAAUGAACAAAAACACAUCCAUCGUGGAUAUUGACAAUGCAGAAGCGGAGCAGCUGACGCUUUUGCCGAUUUUAUUGAGAUAUAAUGAUGCAUUGGAGUACCAGAACGUUCUUGCGCCGCUCGUGGAGGCUGAAGCCGAGUAUGACAAAAGUAUGAAGGAAUCUCAGGCUUUGGAACACAUUCUGGUGCAAUGGAGUACUUCUGACACGGGCCGCCAUUUGGCACUCUUCACGUUGUCAACCUAUGAGCAUAGUAAUUUGGCAGUGACAGUUGGAGACCAGAUAGUGCUCCACCACCGAGAAUUUGGUGCCAGCGAAAAUGAUUCUUGGAGGGCUGAGGGUUUCAUCACCAAAUUGCCUAGUGCCCAUCACGAGGAGUUCACGUUAGAGUUGCUGGCGCGAAGCGUCCCAAUUCCUGUUUCCACGGGGUUCACUGUAGAGUUUGUGUGGAAAGGAACGUCAUACAAAAGAAUGCAGAAAGCCUUGGUUGAUUUCGCCACCAACGAGCAGUCGCUCAGUGGAUAUCUCUACCACAAGAUCUUGGGCCACGAAGUUGUUGGGGUGGAGUUUACUACGGACAUACCUUCCAAGCUAACUGUGCCUAAACUUGCCAGUCUCAACCAGUCUCAGAUACAUGCCGUGGCCACUGCUCUAAAAAUGCCAUUGACUUUAAUCCAGGGCCCUCCGGGAACAGGAAAAACCGUCACAUCUGCAACUAUUAUCUAUCAUUUGUCACGCUUGCACAAGCAGCGGAUCUUAGUAUGUGCACCUUCAAACGUGGCUGUGGACCAUUUGACCGAGAAGUUGGCUCAGAUCGGCAUCAAGGUGGUUCGUCUUACUGCCAGACUGAGAGAAGAUGUCGAGAGCACCACCUCAUCGCACUCUCUACACAAGAAAGUACAGCGAAUGGCACCUAAAGAAGUCCAACAACUUCUUGCUAGAAGUCAGUCAGAAGAAGGUCUUUCGAAGAAGAAGCAGGCUCGCUUACAACGACAGAUCACAAAACUUGAGCAGCAGAUUCUUGAGCUGGCCGAGGUGAUCUGUUGCACAUGUGUGGGAGCAGGCGACUUCCGUUUAAGCAAAAUGGAGUUCCGGUCAGUGCUUAUUGAUGAGAGCACGCAAGCCACUGAGCCGGAGGUUCUCAUUCCGAUCGUCAAAGGUGCGAAACAGGUGAUCUUGGUGGGAGACCAUCAGCAAUUGGGUCCUGUGAAUUUGGAUAAGAAAGCCGGUGAGGCUGGAUUGAACCAGUCGCUAUUUGAAAGACUUAUCUGCCUUGGCAAUGUGCCGAUACGCCUUGAGGUUCAGUAUAGAAUGCACCCAUCCCUUUCGGAAUUUUCCUCCAACAUGUUUUAUGAGGGUCUGCUUCAAAAUGGAGUAGCCUCCGAAGACAGGAGCUGGCCCGAUUCUGCCUUCCCAUGGCCGGUUGCUGACAGCCCCAUGAUGUUCUGGGGUAACUACGGUAAGGAAGAGAUUUCUAGUUCUGGAAACUCGUUCUUGAAUCGUCUUGAGGCAAUGAACGUGGAGAAAAUCAUCACCAGGCUCUUUAGAGAUGGCAUCGAACCUCACCAGAUUGGAGUCAUCACGCCAUACGAGGGCCAGCGGGCGUACAUUGCCCAAUACAUGCAAAUGAACAGUCUGAUUGUGGAAAAAAGAUCGCAGUACGUGGAGGUGGAGGUAACUUCUGUGGAUGCGUUCCAGGGUCGGGAAAAGGAUUUCAUCAUUCUACUGUGUGUACGUGCCAACGACGAUCGGGCCAUUGGUUUUUUGCGGGAUCCUCGUCGUUUGAACGUGGCCUUGACUCGUGCUAAAUAUGGAAUGGUUAUGUUGGGGAAUCCACGUUCAUUGAGUAAGAACAAGCUCUGGAAUCAUUUGCUCGUUCAUUUCCGUGAACAUGGAUGUCUUGUGGAGGGACCUUUGGACAAUUUGCAAUUCUCAAUGAUUCCAUUGGGAAAGAUUGAAACGACCAAGAAGCAGGGCAUCGAAGCACUUCGAGGCGUCGGUGCCAAAGAUAUGGAUACACAGCUGAUGAUUUCUUUCGUCCCCGAUGAAGUUCCAGAAUUCCAACCGCAGCAACAGCCAGAGGAUGCGCUCGAGCAAUGGCCUAGUCUCACUUCUAAUGAGGCUGGAAAGUUGAAGCUGGAGCAAAGAUCUGGGCUUUUUGGCCCGGGUAGAGGUGUUGUGCCUCACGGCGAAGCGGAGACGGGCGAUUUGGAGAUUGACCUACGCAGCAUAGCCAAUGCCUUUGCCAGCGGGCUAAACAUUUAA